Molecule: messenger RNA, 1410 nt
Organism: Pteropus alecto (black flying fox)
Lineage: Eukaryota; Metazoa; Chordata; Mammalia; Chiroptera; Pteropodidae
Product: 5-hydroxytryptamine receptor 3C-like
Biological process (GO): chemical synaptic transmission; regulation of membrane potential; signal transduction
Cellular component (GO): neuron projection; membrane; synapse
Molecular function (GO): extracellular ligand-gated monoatomic ion channel activity; neurotransmitter receptor activity; transmembrane signaling receptor activity
Source: RefSeq, a predicted model, not a curated record
AUGUUGCUUAACGUCCCAGAUAUACCUGUGUCGACAUCAUCCCUAAGUCACCGGAGAAGAGCCAAGGAGAGGAGGCUGGAAAGAGGUUGGCUCCAUGGGGAGGGAUUCCUCCUCUGCCUCAUUCUCCACCUGCUGCUUCAAGGAAGAGGUGAUGCUUCCACCUUCAAUUGUUCAGGCUUUGACCAGCAUGGGGUGGAUCCUGCUGCUUUCCAAGCAGUGUUUGACAGAAAGGCCUUCCGUCCAGUCAUCAACUUCAGCAUCCCUACUCAUGUCAACAUCUCCUUCACCCUGUCUGCCAUCCUGGAGGUGAAUGCGCAGCUUCAACUGAUGACAUCAUUCCUGUGGCCAAAUAUGAUCUAGUACAAUCCAUUAAUCAGAUGGAACCCAGAGGAAUGUGGGGGCAUCAGGCAGCUCAGCAUAGCAACGGAGAACCUGUGGCUUCCAGAUAUCUUCAUCAAGGAGUUCACGAAUGUGGAUCAGAAACCUACAGGUCUCAUGGCUUAUGUCAACAGUGAAGGGCGCAUCAGAUACGAUAAGUCAGUGCAAGUGAUCAGCAUCUGUAACCUGGACAUCUUCUAUUUCCCCUUUGAUGAACAGAACUGCACGCUCACCUUUAGCUCUUUCAUCCACACAGUGGAUAACAUGGUCCUGGGCAUGCAGGAGGAAAUGCAGAAGAUUUUGAGCACAUCACAGAACCUCAUUCAGAGCAAGGGGGAGUGGGUGCUUCUAGGGGUCCACCAGAGAAAAAUGAAGAUGACUGUGAACGCCAACCAGUACGAACAAAUCGUUUUCUAUGUGGCCAUCAGGCACAGGCCCAGACUCUAUGUCAUAAACCUUCUGGUGCCCAGUGGCUUUCUGGUUGCCGUCGAUGCCCUCAGCUUCUACCUGCCUGCAAAAAGCAAGACUCAUGCCCCAUUCAAGACGACCCUUCUGGGCUACAAUGUCUUCCGGCUCAUGACGAAUGACUUAUUCUCAAAGAGUGGCAUCCCCCUCAUCAGUGUCUACUUUGCCCUGUUUCUGUCACUGAUGGUGCUCAGCCUGCUGGAAACCAUCUUCAUCACCUACCUGCUGCACCUGGCCACCGCUCAGCCCCCACCCAUGCCUCAGUAGCUCCAUUUCCUGCUUCUACACUGCACCAGCCCAACAAAAUGUUGCCCCAUUGUGCCCCAGAAGGGAACUAAGGGCCUGUGCCUCACCCCUUUUCACCUCCAUGGUCUGAAGGAGCCCUUGGAGUUGGUAAAUGGGUGCCCUGGGCCAACGAUGGCUGAGCAGGGAGAUGAGGCUCAGAAGCAGCGCUUGGUCAGCCUGUGGGUACAGUUCAGCCACGUGAUGGACACCCUGCUCUUCCGUCUCUACCUGCUCUUCAUGACCACCUCUAUCAUCACGGUCAUUGCCCUCUGGAACACUUAG